Propithecus coquereli (Coquerel's sifaka) is the source of this 3294-nucleotide messenger RNA. Its product is annotated as EF-hand calcium-binding domain-containing protein 6-like. Gene Ontology annotation, molecular function: calcium ion binding. The annotation marks the transcript as partial. The transcript is spliced from 23 exons. Gene Ontology annotation, cellular component: nucleoplasm. Lineage: Eukaryota; Metazoa; Chordata; Mammalia; Primates; Indriidae. The record is from RefSeq and is a predicted model, not a curated record.
AUGGCUAUUAUACCAGAUUGGCUUACUUCAUAUCCUCACACGCGAAAAUUUACAUGUUCAAGACCCCAUUCUUCACCAUGUAGAUUAUAUUCAAGGAAUGGUUUCCAAAAUAUGUUCAGACCUUCAUCUUCGACCACAGCUGUUGCAAAUCCAAUACUGUCCUUCUUAGAUGUUAAACGGAUUUUAUUUCAAAAAAUUACUGAUAAAGGAGAUGAGUUGAAAAAAGCCUUUCAGCUUCUUGAUCCUGGUCAGAACUUGACAGUGUCAAAAAAUGAACUGCGAAGAACUAUUGCAACCUUCCUGAUGCCUCUCACAAAAGAACAGUUUCAAGACGUGUUGGCUCAGAUCCCCCUCACCUGCUCUGGUUCUGUACCAUACCUCGAAUUCCUGUCCAGGUUUGGUGGAAUUGACCUCAAUGUAAAUGUUAUAAAGAAGGGAGGUGGGAAUGAAAUUAAUUGCUGCCGUACAGUAAAAGAACUUGAACUCCAAAUGGGAGAAAAGGUUUUCAAAAACAUUAAAACUGUUAUCAAAGCCUUUAAGCUCAUUGAUGUUAACAAGACUGGACUGGUUCAACCACAUGAACUAAGAAGAGUUCUGGAGACGUUCUGUUUGAAGUUAAGGGAUGAGGAAUACAAUGUCUCAUUAGAGCAUCAACAAGGCAAAAAUUCGAGAAAGGAACGUUCACUCAAUUCUGUGUCAUCUGAAGAUAAUUGGAAAAACUACUCCUUAGAUGAAAUUGAGAGGACCUUUUGCCAGGAGUUUUGGAAGUCCUAUGACAAGAUUGAAAAGGCUCUCAGUGCAGGGGACCCAUCUAAAAGUGGUUAUGUGUCCUUUAAUUACCUAAAGAUUGUCUUUGACACCUUUGUAUACCAAUUACCAAGAAGAGUUUUUAUCCAGUUAAUGAAAAGAUUUGGACUUAAAACCACCACAAAAAUCAAUUGGAAGCAAUUUCUAACAUCAUUUUAUGAGCCUCAGGGGUUGGAUAUUAGCAAUAUAGUUCCCCCGAGAAAAAGAAAUAGCUUCAGCUGUAGAAAUCAAUCGCGCAAGGAAGAUAUCAUCACAAAGUUAUUUAGACAUUCUGAAGACUGCUUUACAUCAUUGAAGAAAGCAUUACUGAUGAUCAAUACUGAACCUGAUGGACAGAUAACAGGGGAAGAAUUGAGGCAUGUUCUAAAUAGCAUGGUUGCAAAAUUAAGUGAUUCAGAAUUCAAAGAGCUAAUGCAAAUGCUCGACCCUGGGGGCACUGGAAUGAUCAAGAUCUCCAUGUUUACUGACCUGCUUGAUGAGAACCCAAAGACGAGGAAGAUAUCCCCCUGUACAGACACUAAGACACCUCUCCACCUGGCCUGGGAUUCAGUAGAAGAAGUUGUUCAUGAUGCAAUUACUAGGAGUCUACAAGCUUUUUAUAACAUGCUGCAGUCAUAUGACCUUGGAGACACAGGGCUUAUUGGUCGAAAUAAUUUCAAGAGAAUCAUGAACAUAUUCUGCCCACUUUUAAUGAAUGAACAUUUAGUAAAACUCUGCAGUAAGUUUCAGGAUAAUGCUUCAGGAAGAAUCCUUUACAAGAAACUUUUGGCAAGCAUAGGCAUUAAUGGCCCACCUGUCGUCUCUCCAAUUCUUGCUCCAAAGGAUCAGCUAAGUGAACGUUUUCAAAAAGCAAAGCAGCAGCAGCCAGAUCUUUCUGAGAGAACCAAGCCCACUGAAGAUAAAACCACCCUGACCAAGAAUAUGACCAAAGAAGAAGUUAUCAAAAAACUCAAAAACUAUAUACGGCAGCAGGACCCAGCAUUCAGAAAACGAUUUCUUGACUUUGGCAAAGAACCUAAUGGAAAAAUCAACGUGCUUGAAUUUAAGAAGGUACUAGAAGAUACUGGAAUGCCCAUGGACGAUGACCAGUAUGCUCUGCUGACUACAAAAAUAGGCUUUAAGAAAGAAGGGAUGAGUUAUCUUGAUUUUGCAACAGGAUUCGAAGAUGCUCAAAGGAAUAAGCCAGAAGCAGCCCCACCUCAGACUCCAAUUUCUUCAAAAAGUCAUCUGGACAGCCACUUUAUAACUGCGGAAGAAUGCCUGAAACUCUUCCCCAGGAGACUGAAGGAGUCAUUCCGGGACUCCUACUCAGCCUUCUUUAAAACAGACACCGACAGGGAUGGCAUAAUCAACAUGCAGGACCUUCAGAGACUGCUGCUGCACUUGCUGCUCAACCUCAGAGAUGAAGAAUUUGAGCGUUUCCUUGGCCUUCUUGGUUUGAGACUUAGUGUCACUUUAAAUUUUCGGGAAUUUCAGAAUUUGUGUGAAAAGAGACCGAUCAGAACAGAUGACGCACCUCAAAGACUCGUUAGACCAAAACAGAAGGUCGCAGAUUCAGAACUGGCUUGUGAACAGGCUCAUCAGUAUCUUGUUACCAAAGCGAAAAACAGAUGGUCAGACUUGUCUAAGAAUUUUAUAGAAACUGAUAAUGAGGGCAAUGGCAUUCUUCGACGACGGGAUAUAAAGAACGCUCUGUACGGUUUUGAUAUUCCCCUCACACCAAGAGAAUUUGAAAAGCUUUGGACAAGCUACGACACCGAGGGAAAAGGGCACAUUACUUACCAAGAGUUCCUACAGAAGCUGGGUAUUAACUAUUCCGCAGCUGUGCAUCGGCCCUAUGCAGAGGAUUAUUUCAACUUCAUGGGUCAUUUCACGAAGCCACAGCAGGUACAAGAAGAGAUUAAGGAGCUGCAGCAGAACUCAGAGAAGGCUGUGCCGGCCAGGGAUAAGCUUAUGGACCAUUAUCAAGAUAUCAGCAAAGCACUCACCAAAAUUGAUAAAUCUAAAAAUGGCUACAUAUCCAUACGCAAGAUGCAGAAAGUGCUGCAAGAAUGUGGUUGUUCUCUUAUGGAAGAGGAGCUGACCAAUCUUCUAAGCAGUUGGGGAAUCAGCUGGCAUGAUAAUUCUGUCAGUUACGCUGACUUCUUGAGAGCGUUGGAGAACAGCAUGCUGGCAAGAGCUCAGCCAAAAGAGAAAGAGGAGAGCCUGCCAAUCAACUUUUCCACACUGACUCCAGAGGAGGUUGUGAAGAACAUCCAGGAAGUGGUUGAGUCUUCCCAACCCGCUUUGUUAAAGGCAUGUUCUGCAUUAGAUAAAGAGGACACAGGGUUUAUAAAGUCUACAGAAUUUGGACAAGUUAUUAAGGAUUUCUGUUACAAACUCACAGAUAGUCAGUAUCAUUAUUUUUUGAGGAAACUAAGAAUUCAUCUAACCCCCUAUAUAAAUUGGAAAUAUUUCCUCCAGAACUUCAGCUGUUUCCUUGAGGAG